AUGGCCGACUUUGUCAAGCUCUCGAUCUUUGGCACCGUCUUCGAGGUCACGACGCGGUAUGUCGACCUGCAACCCGUCGGCAUGGGCGCGUUCGGCCUCGUGUGCUCGGCCAAGGACGAGUUGACCGGCCAGAUGACGGCCAUCAAGAAGAUCAUGAAGCCGUUCAGUACCCCGGUCCUCGCCAAGCGGACGUACCGCGAGCUCAAGCUCCUCAAGCACAUCCAGCACGAGAACAUCAUCUCGCUGUCCGACAUCUUCAUCUCGCCGCUCGAGGACAUCUACUUCGUCACCGAGCUCCUCGGUACCGACCUCCACCGCCUGUUGACGAGCCGACCGCUCGAGAAGCAGUUCAUCCAGUACUUCCUGUACCAGAUCCUGCGCGGCCUCAAGUACGUGCACUCGGCGGGUGUCGUCCACCGCGACCUCAAGCCGUCCAACAUCCUCGUCAACGAGAACUGCGACCUCAAGAUCUGCGACUUUGGCCUCGCUCGCCUCGCCGACCCGCAGAUGACGGGCUACGUAUCGACGCGCUACUACCGAGCACCCGAGAUCAUGCUCACGUGGCAGAAGUACGACGUCGCCGUCGACAUCUGGAGCGCAGGGUGCAUCUUUGCCGAGAUGCUGGAAGGGCGCCCGCUCUUCCCGGGCAAGGACCACGUCAACCAGUUCUCGAUCAUCACCGAGCUGUUGGGGACGCCGCCCGACGAGGUCAUCCAGACCAUCUGCUCGGAGAACACCCUCCGCUUCGUCCAGUCGCUCCCCAAACGCGAGCGUGUCCCCUUCUCGCAAAAGUUCCGCGGCGCCGACCCUCAAGCGCUCGACCUCCUCGAGAAGAUGCUCGUGUUCGACCCGCGCAAGCGCAUCGACGCGACGCAGGCACUCGCGCACGAGUACCUCGCGCCGUACCACGACCCGACCGACGAGCCUGUCGCACCAGAGGCGUUCGACUGGAGCUUCAACGACGCCGACCUGCCUGUCGACACCUGGAAGGUCAUGAUGUACUCCGAGAUCCUCGACUUCCACCACAUCGAGGACAGCACCGACUCGGGCCCGGUCGCAGGCGCCACGCCGCAGCAGCAGCAGGCGUAAGUGAGGAGGGCAUCUUUCUCGGUCGGCGGGGUCGUCCGUCGUCGAGGGCAGGACGGCUCGAGGCGAGAGGGCGCAUGAGGCCUCUCUCUUUCUCUCUCAUUCUCUCCCCCUCGCCCUUUUUCUCUUCUUCUUCUUCUUCUCCCAUGAUCCUGGUUCGGGCGGCAGCGAAGGGCAAUCCAUGCUUUGUAGAUAUCCCUGGAACGCGAUUCUCCCCACUGUACGGCA
Rhodotorula graminis WP1 is the source of this 1314-nucleotide messenger RNA. Its product is annotated as mitogen-activated protein kinase HOG1. The transcript is spliced from 9 exons. Gene Ontology annotation, molecular function: MAP kinase activity; ATP binding. The coding region runs from base 1 to 1089 and encodes 362 amino acids. Gene Ontology annotation, cellular component: nucleus; cytoplasm. Gene Ontology annotation, biological process: stress-activated MAPK cascade; cellular response to oxidative stress; osmosensory signaling pathway. The record is from RefSeq and is a predicted model, not a curated record. NCBI's taxonomy places the organism in Eukaryota, Fungi, Basidiomycota, Microbotryomycetes, Sporidiobolales, Sporidiobolaceae.